AUGCUGACCGCCGCCGUGGGCCCGGCCGCGGCCACCCUCGCGCAGCCCGCCCCCGCCACAGCAGCAGCGCCUGCAAAGCCCGCCGUCACCCCAGCAGCCGCCGCCCCAGCCACCGCUGCAGCAGCCCCCGCCGCCGGCGCCGCCUCUGCCGCGCCCACGGCCGCCGCGGCCCCCGACGCCCCAGGCGCAUCGGCGCCCGCCGCGGCUGCGGCGCCCCCGCAGCAGAUCUUCUCCCCCUCCCUCCCAGGCCUCGCCCUCGGCGCCUCCGGUGCCGCCGCCGGGCCCGCCGCGGCUGCGGCGCCCGCGGCGCCCGCGGCCCCCCCGCCGAAGAACGUCUGGGAGCAGCUCGAUGGUACCGUGCCCGUUCCCAAGGCCGCCGCCGCCGCCGCCAAGCCAGCGCCGGCCGCGGCGCCCUCCGGGAUGCCCGCAGCCGCCAACGGCUGGAUCGUGGAGGGCGCGGCGCCGCCGCAGCCGCCUGUGGAUCCGACGGCGGUCUACAGCACCGCCCGCGCCGCACCCGCGAGCAGCGAGCAGGGCAUCGCCGCGCGCCAGCAGGGGCUCGUGCAAGACGCCGGCGCCGCGGCCGCGGCGCCGGCGGCGGCGGGCGCACUCAGCGGCCCCGCCGGCGCCCUGGCCAUACCUGGCGCCGCCGCGGCCGCGCCCGGCCCGCUUGACUCGGGCGUCAGCCUCGGCCCGGGGAUUACGCCGCUCGGGCCCGCGCCCGCCGCCGCGCCGUCCGACGCGGGGGUGUUUGCCGUCGGCGGUCCGACCGCCGCCGGCGAGCUGCCUGCGAUGUACGUCCCCAAUCCGGCCAACGCGCUGACGACCAACGACCUUUUGCUCAAGCUGAGCCUCGGUAGCAGCAAAGAGCAGCUGCUGCCCGCCGCCAACUUCCUGCGGGGGCUGGUCGCCAACACCACGUCGACGCCGGUCGACAACGUGCUGUUUUAUGACGUCACCACCAAGAGCGGCGCGAGCGGCGGCCAGCCGACCGUGGACGUCACCCUGCUUUUCAAGAACACCCAGAUGGUGGCUAAGAGCCGCCAGUUUGCGGUCCUCAACGACCGCAACCAGCUCAGCGGCAUCGCCACGCAGCUGGCGCGCGCAGCAGGCCUUGUGCUCAAUGACGCAAAGGCGGCCCCUGCGGUGGGCGGCGGCCCCGCGCCGAUGCGCGACAGCGGCUACGGCGUGAUCAACGACCUCCCGCCCCCCGCUCCGUCGGCGGGGGCGCUCAACGCAACAGCGGCGGCCGCCGCCGCCAGCGCGAGCGCCGCGGCGGCGCCAGGGAGCGGCGCCGGCAGGGCGCGUGGGCUGCCAGCGGGGGCGGCGCUGGCGGCGGGCGCGGCGGCACUGCUUCUGCUGCUGUGA
This is a messenger RNA of Monoraphidium neglectum, 1368 nucleotides long. RefSeq lists its product as hypothetical. Lineage: Eukaryota; Viridiplantae; Chlorophyta; Chlorophyceae; Sphaeropleales; Selenastraceae. The coding region runs from base 1 to 1368 and encodes 455 amino acids. The record is from RefSeq and is a predicted model, not a curated record. The transcript is spliced from 3 exons.